Messenger RNA from Pistacia vera, 756 nucleotides. Its product is annotated as 40S ribosomal protein S18-like. Gene Ontology annotation, biological process: translation. Lineage: Eukaryota; Viridiplantae; Streptophyta; Magnoliopsida; Sapindales; Anacardiaceae. The transcript is spliced from 4 exons. The record is from RefSeq and is a predicted model, not a curated record. The coding region runs from base 137 to 595 and encodes 152 amino acids. Gene Ontology annotation, cellular component: cytosol; ribosome; small ribosomal subunit. Gene Ontology annotation, molecular function: RNA binding; structural constituent of ribosome.
UCAUAAACUAUAAAUACACGACACUUCUGACUUUACCCUUCACAACUAGGGUUUGGGCUUCCUCACUGUCUCUUCCAUUUGAAAGUCGUUACACUCACUCACACACAAACUGCUGGUGCAGAUCUCAAACAUAAGAAUGGCUUUGGUAGCGAACGAAGAUUUUCAACACAUUCUUCGUGUACUCAACACGAACGUCGAUGGGAAGCAGAAGAUCAUGUUUGCUUUAACCUCCAUCAAAGGUAUCGGUCGUCGUUUUGCUAACAUUGUUUGCAAGAAGGCUGAUGUUGACAUGAACAAGAGAGCUGGUGAAUUGUCAGCCGCAGAGCUUGAAAACCUUAUGACAAUUGUUGCAAAUCCUCGCCAGUUCAAAAUCCCAGACUGGUUUCUGAACAGGCAGAAGGAUUAUAAGGACGGAAGGUACUCUCAGGUAGUUUCCAAUGCAUUGGAUAUGAAGCUCAGAGAUGAUCUCGAACGUUUGAAGAAGAUCAGGAACCAUCGUGGUCUUCGUCACUACUGGGGUCUGAGAGUGCGUGGGCAGCACACCAAGACCACUGGUCGCAGAGGAAAAACUGUUGGUGUCUCCAAGAAGAGAUAAUUUGGUUCCCCAAUUUUGCUCUUGUUGGUGCUCCAUGUUUUGUUUUGUAUGGUUUUAGUAGGAUUUACCUUUUAGUAUGUAUGAGAGAAUUCACAUGAAUGCUGUUGCUUUCAUAUAAUUUCGAUUAUCAAUGGUAUACUUUGUUUUGUUUUCUUUAUUUC